Messenger RNA from Symbiodinium sp. CCMP2592, 3990 nucleotides. Lineage: Eukaryota; Dinophyceae; Suessiales; Symbiodiniaceae. The record is from the annotation of a GenBank genome assembly.
AUGUUCCAGGAUGAAGAAACCGACCUCGAAAAGGCCGAGAAGAUCAUGGAUGCCGUGAGCUCGAGCUCCGAGAAGCCCGAGGAUUUCGACAGCGACAUCGACGUGCCGAAGGGCCCGGAUUCGGCAUCGGAGAAGGAUGCGCAAAGCGACUCCGACAUCCACAGCGAUGUUGAGGGCCCCGGGACAUCGUCCAAGGAGGAGGAUCCGGGAAGCGACAGCAACGUGGAGUCGAAGAAGCUGGGCCGCCGCGGCCCACGUCUGAAGGAUUUCGCAACUGACACCGACUGGGCCCGGGCAUUUGUGGAGUCACAGAACUCACGAUCGGAGAAGGAUGGACCAAGCGACAGCGACAUGGAGCCGAAGGGGCCGCUGGGUUCGGCAUCCGAGAAGGAAGGACGAAGCGCCAGCGAUAUCGAGCCGAAGGGGCCACUGGACUCGGCAUCGGAGGAGGAUGGACCAAGCGCCAGCGACAUCGAGCAGAAGGGGCCACUGGACUCGGCAUCGGAGAAGGAUGGACGAAGCAGCAGCGACAUCGAGCAGAAGGGGCCACUGGACUCGGCAUCGGAGAAGGAUGGACGAAGCAACAGCGACAUCGAGCCGAACGGGCCACUGGAGACGGCAUCGAAGAAGGAUGGACCAAGCAAGAGCGACAUCGAGCAGAAGAAGAAGGGCCCACGACGGGAGAAGGAUGGACCAGGCAAGAGCGACAUCGAGCAGAAGAAGAAGGGCCCACUGGACUCGCCAUCGGACCAGGAUCUGCCAAGCGACUUCGACAGCCCCACGAAUCCCGAGUGGCUCCCCGAGACUAUGAUGGACGCAGAGGAUGAUCCCAUGGCAGUGCCGUUCAUGUCCAGCAGCGAUGAGGACCCUGCCCGGAACAACAAGAAGCGGCCAAACCUCAUGAUGGUGAAGGCGGAGGAGCACAGCGAGGACGACGAGGCAUGCAGCACGCCCACGUCGAUUGCGGAGCUCAUGGGAUUGAACAAAGAUAUGAUGCAUGCUGAUGUCGAGCCAGUUGGAGAGCAGGGAUAUCGAAGCACGCAGGCCCGCAAGGCGGCCGCGAAGGCCGAGGCCGCGAAGCCCGUGAAGGCCAAGGCGAAGGUGCUCAGAAAGAAGGGCAGCUUCAGACGCGUGCUCAAGCGUCGCAAGAAGAAAGCCGCCAAGAAGGCGGCCGAGGAGCCCACGGACCGUACCGAUGUCAUGUUUCAGAAGUACAACCUCAAGGACCUGGCCGUGCCCAAAGACGCCUUCCCACAGGGACCAACGAAGGGACUCCACUCCUACACGAUCCGCAGCCCGAGCCAGAAGUGUGCAAUAGAGGUCCUUUGCAGGAAUAAAGCCUUCUAUGCCAAAAAGAUCCACCCGGACCUGGCAGCUGACGCGGGCCACAAAGUGGGGCAAGUGGGCUGGAAGACGGCCUGGCCGCAGUGGAUAUAUGUGGACCUCGAAGAUUCUGUGGAAGGACCGAUCAUGGCUGGCCGAUAUGCGAUCCCACAUGACAUCGUCUACAACGAGCGCACGAUGAAUAUCCUCAGCUCCCUGGGCUAUUGCAAUGCAUUGUUUGAGUGCCUUCGACUGGGGGUGUUCUGGAUAUUGGAACAACCAGAGCGGUCAUUGAUGGAAUCCCAUCCUGCCAUUCAGCUGCUCUUUGGCUGUGUGAAAUGCUAUCGAGUAUCUAUUCAGAUGGAAGAUUUCGAUCGGAAGAUACUGGAGAAGCUUCCACGAUUCAAGCCACCGGUGGAAGACCUUCCCACCGAGGAGCAGAAGAAGGGAUGGGAAAUGUCAGUGCAUUACACCGACGAGACCGGAUGCAAGCGUGUGAAUGGCGGCCGAAACCUGAAGGGCUCACAAGCCUAUCCGAGACAGUUUGGCAUUGCUUUGUCAUCCUUGCGGACGGAGUACGAUGCUGAGAUCAAGCAGCAGGCUUGGGCAGAUCUCGCUGAGGCUCUGAAGCAGCCUUUGCGGCUUCCUGCAGAGUGUAAGCCGUCGAAGCUUGAAGUGUCCCGGCACGAAAGACUCAUGGUCUCCUUGCAGAAGUGUGCUACUAAGAGUAGCCUCGCAGCCCCUCCUGUUGCGAUUAAGAAGGGCCGAAAAGAACAGCAAGAAACCGAAGUCGCAAAGGAAAAGAAGGAAAGCAAGGAGAAGAAGGAAGUCAAAGAGAAGAAGGAAAGCAAAGAGAAGAAGGAAAGCAAAGAGCAGAAGGAAAGCAAAGAGCAAGUCAAAGAGAAGAAGGAAAGCAAAGAGCAGAAGGAAAGCAAAGAGCAGAAGGAAAGCAAAGAGAAGAAGGGAAGCAAAGAGAAGAAGGAAAGCAAAGAGCAGAAGGAAAGCAAGGAGAAGGAGGAAAACAAAGAGAAGAAGGGAAGCAAAGAGAAGAAGGAAAGCAAAGAGCAGAAGGAAAGCAAGGAGAAGGAGGAAAGCAAAGAGAAGAAGGACAGCAAAGAGCAGAAGGUCAGCCAGGAGCAGGGAGGAAACAAGGAGAAGAAGGGAAGCAAAGAGCAGAAGGAAAGCGCAGAGCAGAGGGACCACAAGAACAAGAAGGACAGCAAAAGGGGAGUGCAGGAGGCAAGCAAGGAGCAGAAGGAAAGCAAGGAGAAGAAGGCAAGCAAAGAGAAGAAGGAAGACCAGACGGACGAUGAAACGGCGGAAGCCUUCGAUGAGGUGGCAUUCCUGGAGGCGGAGCUUGCAGCUCGGGAGCUAGCGGAAGCCCGAGAGGACUCGGAGGUUUCAGAUGGCGAGGCACCCGAAGCUUCGGAAGAAGCCAAGGACGAUGAAGAGGAGGACGAGCCAGAGCAGGAGGAGACCAGUGCUCCAAGGACCCCAGGUGCCGGCGCUUUGGACAGUGACGAGGAGCUGCCUCAGUCGCAAGAUUGUGUCUUGGACGAAGAGGACAUGCAGUCCGACUCGUCAAGCGACCAGUCGGAGGAGAACGUGGACGGCGACUCCUUGAGUGACGCUGAGGACACAAAGGCGUUGAGUACGGCCGUGGCGACUGAGCCCGUUCGGAACAGUGCCACACACAGGAAGGAAUGGGCGGUUUUUGAUCGUGCCGUUAAGAACCGCCAGAAGUUCCCCGUCGCUCUGAGCAACUAUGCGAGCAAGUCCAAGACGGAUUUGUUUGCUGCAUGGCUCGAUUGCAAUGGCAAUUGGGAUGUUCUUGCUAUUCAGGGAAAGGACUUGAAGACAAAGUACGCAGACGAGGCAGAAGACUUAUCCGUUUCCGGUUGCACAGUUCAGGCUGAACACAUUUGCCAGGCAAUGUACAAGCAAGUGAUUGCAGCAAGAAAAGCCGAAGGCCGCUGGUACAAAGACAAGGACUUCCCCGACAACGAAGAUGAAGCAUGGUAUUACAUGCCGAAGGGCCACCUGCUGCGGCUUGACAAUGCCACGAGCGAAGAACAAAAGUUGUCUGUCGAACAAGGUAUGGAUGAGGACUUGGCGAAGGUACUGGAGGAGAACAACCUGCUUCAGGCAGGCACCUUGCCUGCGGUACACGCAGCCACUGAGGCUGGCGAGAAGGCGCUUCUGGCCUUCUUCGAUGAGGGUGCUGCUGUGGCAAAGCGAACACCGAAACCCAGGAAGGACAAGGAGUCAACGGAGGAUGCCAAGGAGAUGGAACCGAAGACCGUGCGCCAGCUGGUGGCAGAAGCGAAGCCGGAGAUCCUGAAGGAUGCUUCGAAAGCUCGGGAAACCUCCCUCACCCUGAACAACCUCAACUACGGUGAAAAGUUGGCCGAACAGCUGCUGAAUUACUCCAGGCAGAUGGAGCUGACCUACAAGAGGCUAGCUGAGCUGGAGGCAAAGGAGAGCACCGAGGAUGCCGAGUUGAACAAGUUUCUGAAGUAUGUGGCCAAGAAGAAGCCAUGGUUCCAGCAAGCCCAGGCAGCAGCAAACGGCCUGCAGUCUGGAUUGAAAGCAAAGAAGAAGAAGGCAGGAGCCAAAGCAAGCGCCAAAGGUGCUGCUGCGAAGCCUGCCGCAAAAGCGGCUGCUUGA